AUGCAAUUCGGCGUGCUUCUCUUCUUCGCUAGCGUCACACUCGCAGUUGCUCGGGUGGAGGCUGUCCCGGGCGCAGACACUGGUACCAGUCUUCAAAUGCGAGCUCCCCAAUGUGUCGAACUCUACCAGGACUGCCUUGAUAACCCUAACUGCUGCCCACCAAACCGAUGCAGAAAUUGGACGAAGGACGAUGUGCGCGCGGUGAUGAACUACAAAGAGCCGGAACAUAACCGCAUAUGCAUAUCGGGAGUUGGAGAUUGCUGGUGCUGGGCCGUUGGUAGAGACAUGGAUUUCGCCAUGGCAAGGAAGAUCGAUCGAAUUCGUGCCAGGGACAAGAAUAUUGACCCUUACUAUCCAGGACCUAUACAAUCCACUGGCAUAUUCAAAGGUCUCGUGCAAUACACUCAAUCCAGACAGCGUAGCUCAGUGCUUGAAAUCAAUGAAAUAGCGGAAUAA
Molecule: messenger RNA, 456 nt
Organism: Coccidioides immitis RS
Lineage: Eukaryota; Fungi; Ascomycota; Eurotiomycetes; Onygenales; Onygenaceae
Exons: 3
Coding region: 1-456 (151 amino acids)
Source: RefSeq, a predicted model, not a curated record